GUAAUUAAAAACUGGUAACGAAUCCGCGUACAAAUAGUGGUCUCCUCCUUUAUAGGAUAAACCAAAACCCCUGAGAAACUCAACAGCGAGAGAACCACAAAGCGUAACAAAGAGAGUAAUAACUAUGAGUGAUUUUUCAAUCAAACCCGAUGAUAAAAAGGAAGAGGAGAAGCCAGCAACAGCCAUGUUACCACCACCCAAACCAAACGCUUCUUCCAUGGAAACGCAAUCUGCUAACACCGGAACCGCUAAAAAACUGCGGCGGAAACGCAACUGCAAAAUCUGUAUCUGUUUCACUAUCCUUCUCAUUCUCCUAAUCGCCAUAGUUAUCGUCAUCUUAGCUUUCACUCUCUUCAAACCAAAACGCCCAACUACUACAAUCGAUUCCGUCACCGUUGAUCGUCUCCAAGCUUCCGUCAAUCCUCUCCUUCUCAAAGUCCUCCUAAACCUAACGCUCAACGUCGAUCUCUCUCUCAAAAACCCUAACCGCAUCGGGUUUAGCUACGAUUCGUCGUCGGCGUUGUUGAAUUACAGAGGCCAAGUGAUCGGUGAAGCUCCUCUUCCGGCUAACCGAAUCGCGGCGCGGAAAACGGUGCCGUUGAAUAUAACGUUGACGCUAAUGGCGGAUCGGUUACUCUCUGAAACGCAGCUUUUAUCUGACGUCAUGGCUGGCGUCAUUCCGCUUAAUACUUUUGUUAAAGUCACUGGUAAAGUAACCGUUCUUAAAAUCUUUAAGAUUAAAGUCCAAUCGUCUUCUUCGUGUGAUCUCAGUAUCUCUGUUUCGGAUCGUAAUGUUACGAGUCAACACUGUAAGUAUUCGACUAAGUUAUAAUCAGAUCUGUAGAUUCUACCACACUUUGUUCUUGUUUUGUUUUUUGGUAUUUGAAUUGGUUUGUAUUUAAUCUCUAUGUAUGUUUUAUUUACUUUAAUGAACAGAGAUUUGAUUUUGUUCUUUUUCGUCUUAAAAUCUUUUUGAGAUAAUCAUAAUUGAUUCAACAAAAUUAGUAAAAC
This is a messenger RNA of Arabidopsis thaliana (thale cress), 1011 nucleotides long. Its product is annotated as Late embryogenesis abundant (LEA) hydroxyproline-rich glycoprotein family. Gene Ontology annotation, biological process: defense response to other organism. The record is from RefSeq and is marked reviewed. The coding region runs from base 125 to 832 and encodes 235 amino acids. NCBI's taxonomy places the organism in Eukaryota, Viridiplantae, Streptophyta, Magnoliopsida, Brassicales, Brassicaceae. The transcript has a single exon. Gene Ontology annotation, cellular component: membrane.